Messenger RNA from Paramecium sonneborni, 655 nucleotides. NCBI's taxonomy places the organism in Eukaryota, Ciliophora, Oligohymenophorea, Peniculida, Parameciidae. The record is from the annotation of a GenBank genome assembly.
AUGAAAACAUUACAAGACAUCCAAAAACUCAGUUAACAAUAUAAAAAUACAUUCAAUCAUACUAAAAAAAUCACGAAUUACUUUAUCUCUACCUUGUUUCCUAUUAUUGUUUAAUCUCAAACUUAUAAUCCAAUCAAUUAAUUCACUCCUUAACUUUCUGAUCAUCAUCAUAUUAUUCACAAAACUAAAGGUAAUCUUACAUCUUUGAGUCAAUCUAAAUAAUCAUUUCUUAAGAUCUAUUAAUAAACAAAAUCAAUAACAAUCUACAAGACAAGAAAAACAUUUACUUCAAUCCAUUAAUGGAAUAUCAAAAAUUUAUUCAUUAAAUUCACAACCCAAUCAAACAAUCUUAACUCUUAGUUCAAGCAGAAUUGAUCCCAAAGUCAAAAGAAAGCUUAAUCAAAUGAAUAAGGGAAACUUUUUGCAUUUUUUAUUAAUUUAAAAAGUUGGAUAUGUACUACACUUAAGUUCUUAAAAUGCAUAUUAUCAUCUGCUUUAUCAUAUAUUAUAAACGAAAGAUGAAAAGUUUUUUUAUGACUAUCUCAAAAAAACUUUUAAUUUUGAAAUACCUUAUCUUAAAUAAGAAUUAUCAAUUAAAAUUAAUAAAAAAGAUAUUAAAUAUCUUUUUGCAAUCAAUGAUAAUGAGUCAUAAUGA